GAAGUGUCAGACGCGGAAGUAAAGCCAAAUAUAAAGGCACGAGCUUAAAGUUACUGGCUGUAGCAUGUACAAGAGGCUUUUGCGAUAGAUGCACGUAUUGUAGACAGCCAUUUGUAAUUCCAUACAUUUGAUCUCACAAAUUAGUUGUGAAAGCCGUGUGCAAAUAUCAUGUCGUCAACUGGAGAGACUUUACUACGGGCGGUGGAGACUCCGCUCUUCUGGAUAGGCGCGUUGACUGCGGCCUAUUUCUCAGUGUGCUCCGUAUGUCGUUUGCUGUCAGGGCUCAGAGUUUGGGUGCUGGGGAAUGGACGGGUGGUAUCACCUGCUAAACUCGGAAAAUGGGCAGUUGUGACAGGAGCCACGGAUGGAAUCGGGAAAGCCUAUGCGGAGGAGCUGGCUCGGAGGGGAUUUUCCAUUGUGCUAAUCAGCCGCACCCAGGAGAAACUGGAUGAUGUGUCCAAGUCCAUCGAGAGCAAAUAUGGAGUUGAGACCAAAUCCAUCGCUGCAGACUUCAGUACGACGGACAUAUAUCCCAAGAUUGAAGCUGGACUGACCGGGCUAGAGGUUGGCGUUCUGGUAAAUAAUGUGGGAAUGUCCUACUCCUAUCCGGAAUUCUUCCUCAACGUUCCCAACCUGGAUAGUUUCAUCGACACAAUGGUGAACAUCAACAUCACGUCUGUUUGCCAGAUGACCCGUAUGGUGCUACCUGGGAUGGUAGAGAGGAAAAAGGGGGCCAUCCUCAACAUCUCUUCUGCCAGUGGGAUGUACCCUUGUCCCCUCCUCACGGUCUACUCUGCCUCGAAGGCUUUUGUGGACUUCUUCUCCCGAGGACUAGAGGCUGAGUACAAGAGCAAAGGGAUCCUCAUCCAGAGUGUCCUGCCAUUCUUUGUGGCCACCAAGCUGAGUAAGAUCCGGCGAGCCACUCUGGACAAGCCCAACCCUGACCGCUAUGUGGCUGCGGAGCUCAACACAGUGGGGCUGCAGAGCCAGACCAACGGCUACCUGCCUCACGCAGUCAUGGGCUGGCUGACCACCGUGCUGUGCCCUGCCAGGCUCCUGAACAGCUACAUCAUGGGGCUACACCUGGGGAUGCGCUCACGCUACCUGAAGAAACAGAAACAGGGCUAGAGGUACGAUCAGGGGAAAGGAGGGGCAGGUGUGGAGAGAAAGGGGACCAACACAAAUCCACCUGCUUCGUUCUUCCAUACCCCUCACAGACCAGGCACAGGGCUGGCAGACUGCUAGUGUGUUGAAUUUAGUCUACGGUGUUGUCUGGCUUGGCUAAUCGGCUCUAUGGAGGAACUUCCUGGAGUUGAAACAUUGACCAGGCACUUAAACAUAAUGCACUAAGUUCAAUUAAACUGUUGAAAAAAAUGUUCUUGUGGACAGGUAUUAGGAGCUGCGCUUGUGAGCGACCACUUCAAAAAACAAUACUAGUUGCAACUUUAUUCCUUCAAAAUGUUUUAUUGUUGGAGUCGUGUUGAACUCAGAAAAAAAACAAAUAUUGAAAGAAAUGGAUUUGAGUCCAUCUGAAACGCUCAUUUGGCAAAGGGCAGGAAAAUGGCUGUUCUCCUGGAUUGCUUUACAAUGAUAAUGUUGUUGUGUACUAAUCAUGUAUUCAUGAACCUACAAAAAGGGAGACUAAGGAGACCGAGUUAACAGAACUCUUCCUGUUUUCAUACUGGAUGGAUUGAUGUCCCGUUUUGAAGAAGGUUGUGUCUGCUAGCAUGUCAGUAUGGUAGGUAGUUAACACACAAGGGAAUGGGUUGAGUUAAUCCGGGCUUGUUUGACCUGAUACAGAAGGGACACAACUUACAAGCCAUUCUCUGGUCAUCAAGGCAGUGUCUCUACAACAACAAGUAGAUACAAGCCAUUCUCUGGUCAUCAAGGCAGUGUCUCAACAACAACAAGUAGAUACAAGCCAUUCUCUGGUCAUCAAGGCAGUGUCUCAACAACAACAACAAGUAGAUACAAGCCAUUCUCUGGUCAUCAAGGCAGUGUCUCUACAACAACAAGUAGAUACAAGCCAUUCUCUGGUCAUCAAGGCAGUGUCUCAACAACAACAAGGAUACAAAUACAAGCCAUUCUCUGGUCAUCAAGGCAGUGUCUCAACAACAACAAGUAGAUACAAGCCAUUCUCUGGUCAUCAAGGCAGUGUCUCAACAACAACAACAAGUAGAUACAAGCCAUUCUCUGGUCAUCAAGGCAGUGUCUCUACAACUACAACAACUAGAUACAAGCUGUUAAACAGUUCAGGCCAUUUUACUGUUGAACCAAAUGUCUUGUCCAACUGUUCUGGGUACUUUCUAUCACGCAGUCAGUGGUCCGUUAACAGAUGUUUCUUAACAUGCUUCACACGCUGUCUGUUUUUUGAACUCUAAGCAUUUCGUUGUACAUCAUAAUGCCACUGUUAUCUUACUCUGAACUCACCAAGGUGACGCAUUAAUAUUGUCUUCUGUUAUUUGCUUGUUAAUGAAAGCUUUGCAUUUGAUUGUUUUUAGAUGCAUUUAAGUAACAAGGUCUUUAACAUUGUGAGAAUUGUAAGGUUUGAUCGAGAGCUUGUGUAUAUUCCCAGUCUGUCAUGCUCGCCUCAAUAAAAGACUGUUCAACCAUC
Messenger RNA from Oncorhynchus keta (chum salmon), 2614 nucleotides. Its product is annotated as very-long-chain 3-oxoacyl-CoA reductase-B-like. Gene Ontology annotation, molecular function: oxidoreductase activity. The record is from RefSeq and is a predicted model, not a curated record. Gene Ontology annotation, cellular component: endoplasmic reticulum. The transcript has 11 exons. Bases 169 to 1128 code for a protein of 319 amino acids. NCBI's taxonomy places the organism in Eukaryota, Metazoa, Chordata, Actinopteri, Salmoniformes, Salmonidae.